AGUGUCAGUUAUACUGUCAAUAGAUGUGACAGCUCAGCUGUUUUUUGUUGUUUCAUUUUGAUUGUUCUGGUUUUAAUCUAGUUCAAUCAACUCACAUUGACUAUAAGAAGUGCAGAAUUGGUGAAUAAUUGUGGAUAAGGAUUUUGAAUUUCAUUUUUACAUUAGAAUUAACUAGAAUAUACUUCAAUAUAAUUAUCUGGCAAAAAACUUCAGGAGCUAAAAAUGGGACGAAUUUUCUUAGAACAUAUAGGUGGAAGUAGACUUUUUUCUUGUGCAAAUUGUGGAACAAAUCUAACGAAUAGGCAAGAGCUAAUAAGUACCAGAUUUACUGGAGCCACUGGUAGAGCUUUCUUGUUUAAUAAAGUUGUUAAUUUAACAUACAGUGAUGUUCAAGACAGAGUUAUGCUCACCGGACGUCAUAUGGUAAGAGAUGUUUGCUGCAAAUCAUGUGAUACCAAAUUGGGCUGGAUGUAUGAAUUUGCUACAGAAGAUAAUCAAAAAUAUAAAGAAGGUCGGAUUAUUCUUGAAAGAGCACUUGUAACAGAAAGUGAUGGAAUGGAAGACAGGAUUUUCAAUGAGAGAAGACGAGCACCAAGAGAAAAUGUGCGAAAUUAAAUUUAAGUUUGAUUUUUUUUGAUGGAUUUUGUAUACACAAUAUAACAGAAAUUUGAGACUGUUGGGUCAGUGAGAAUAGAAUAUUUGAAGGAGUUAAUUUUACAUGCUAUAUAUAUGGGAUACUGAAGAAUGGUUGAAUGCAAAUUUUGGUAAGAAUAAAGGAUGUUAUGAAGACUAUCAAGAAAUCUGAAUAUUGAGAAUUGAGUUGAACUUAAAGUAGAAAAUUAUGAUAGGAAACCGACAGUCUCCACUAUGUAGUUUUAGGUUUUUGCUACAAAUGUAAGUUAUGAAACGUUUUGCUAUGCUUUAUAUGAGGUAGGUACAUAUAGUGAAUACAUUGUUUAAAGGAAAGAUGA
Messenger RNA from Leptinotarsa decemlineata (Colorado potato beetle), 971 nucleotides. It is a transcript of the gene Yippee, whose product is annotated as yippee zinc finger protein. The record is from RefSeq and is a predicted model, not a curated record. NCBI's taxonomy places the organism in Eukaryota, Metazoa, Arthropoda, Insecta, Coleoptera, Chrysomelidae.